UGUGUUUUGUGGACCUGUAAAAUUUGGAAGAGCAGGCACGGGUGAAACAGAUUCGAUACAAAAGUUGGUUGGUUUAAUAGUGUUUUUUGUGUGUUUGAGUGGAACAAUUGAAGCGAAGGGAUCAUGGCAUCUUUGCGUGUAAAGAAACCGACCACCCGCAAGGGUAAAAAAGCGUUGGAGGAACGGGAACCAAAAACGAUCGAAAAUCUGAAGAAAACGCUCAUCAUGGAAGGCCGCAAGUGCUCGAACGAAAUACGACAAGCGCUGAAGGAUUUGAACCUGUUCAAGAAGCCCAACUCGCGCAUGAUGAGACGAAACAACGACGUUACCCCGUUCGAGGAUGCUACACCACUGGAGCACCUGGCAAAGACAAACGACUGCCAUCUGUUUCUGUUCGGCUCGACGUCGAAAAAGCGACCGAACAAUCUGAUCAUGGGCCGCAUCUACGAGGAGCAGGUACUGGACAUGAUCGAGGUCGGCAUCGACCACUACACGGCGCUGGAAAAGUUCAAGACGGAGAAAAUCUCCCAGUUCACCAAGCCCGUGAUCGUGUUCAACGGCUACAAGUGGAAGCUGACGGAGGAGCUGCGCCGCAUCAAGAAUCUGCUGCUGGACAUGUUCCGGAUCGAUCAGAUCGAAUCGAUCCGUCUGCAGGGCAUCGAGCAUGUGCUGAGCUUCACGCUAACGGACGAUCUCACCAUUCUGGUGCGCUCGUAUCGCAUACAGCUGAAGAAGAGCGGCCAGCGGACGCCUCGGAUCGAGCUGACCGAAAUGGGCCCGUCGCUCGAUCUGUCCAUCCGCCGGACCAAGAUCGCAUCGGACAGCCUGUACAAGACGGCGAUGAGACAGCCGGCCAUUUUGAGGGUAACCAAGAGGAAGAACGUGACGCGCGACGAGCUGGGCAACGUGCACGGCAGGGUGCAUGUUGGCAAGCAGGACAUCAACGCACUGCAGACCAGAAAGAUGAAGGGUUUGAGAAAGACGGCCGAGGAGAAACGGACGGAGAGGGCAAAUAAGAAGAGUCGGCUUUCGGGCAGUGCGGACGCUUCGAUGGACGAGGGUGCCGAUGGGGACUCGAGCGGAGAGGCGAAUGAUGGUAUGGAUGCGGACAGUGGCGAAGAAUGAAUGGGUUUAUUUGUUUGCAAAUAAAUGAUUCCGUUUGUAUUCCACUAA
This is a messenger RNA of Anopheles coluzzii, 1173 nucleotides long. RefSeq names its product ribosome production factor 2 homolog (gene Non3). Gene Ontology annotation, molecular function: rRNA binding. The record is from RefSeq and is a predicted model, not a curated record. The transcript has 3 exons. Lineage: Eukaryota; Metazoa; Arthropoda; Insecta; Diptera; Culicidae. Gene Ontology annotation, cellular component: nucleolus. Bases 124 to 1125 code for a protein of 333 amino acids. Gene Ontology annotation, biological process: maturation of LSU-rRNA from tricistronic rRNA transcript (SSU-rRNA, 5.8S rRNA, LSU-rRNA); ribosomal large subunit assembly.